Messenger RNA from Populus trichocarpa (black cottonwood), 728 nucleotides. RefSeq lists its product as uncharacterized. NCBI's taxonomy places the organism in Eukaryota, Viridiplantae, Streptophyta, Magnoliopsida, Malpighiales, Salicaceae. The transcript has 2 exons. Bases 1 to 468 code for a protein of 155 amino acids. The record is from RefSeq and is a predicted model, not a curated record.
AUGGCAUCAUCAUCUCAAUUUCGGAUCUUGAAGCUCCAUUCUCUCUCGCUUACCUCGCUUUUUCAAAUACUGCGCCGUUUCAGCAGCUCUGUUAAAGGACGAGCUACUACUUCUACUGGUGUUGCUGCUGCUGCUGGUUUCAAUUUCAAUGAUGAAGAAGAAAGGAAGACGCAGAUCCAGAAUCAGAAUCAGAAACCACCGGAUCCCAUACCAAACAGGCCUUUAAGAGGCGAGAGACCUAACUUCAAUAAUAACUAUAGCAAUAGAGGAGGUGGUGGUGGAAGAGGAGGAGGAGGAGAACCUAACUAUAACGCUAACAAUCCCCGCCGUCCCCAACCAUCUCAUCCGCCUCCAACAACCUCACAGCCCCAAACAGAUGAUUUUAAUAACAUCUCUGAUGAUGCUUCUUACUGGAUAUUUGCUACUCAUGUGUUGAUGAAUGUAUUUGAUCAGCAGUUGUCAUGUUAAAGGCUAUUGUGGUUCCAUUGGCUUGGCUAAGAUUCUCUUAUAAUAUUAUGAUAUAGUCACUUCAGGAGGCAUUGGGUAGGAUUUAAGAAGUUGUACCUGUAGGUCAUCUUGAAGAAUUGUUAGGAGAUUUCUGACUUCGAUUUGGCUCUUCAUUACAGUGAGAACAUCAACAAUUGUUUUUUAAAAUCUCUGCUUUGCGAAAUGCCACAUGUAAAUUGCCAUCUUCAAACAAUAUACAUGUAUUUCGUGCAUUUUGCCAA